Molecule: messenger RNA, 1495 nt
Organism: Panthera uncia (snow leopard)
Lineage: Eukaryota; Metazoa; Chordata; Mammalia; Carnivora; Felidae
Product: axin-2
Exons: 3
Coding region: 323-1396 (357 amino acids)
Biological process (GO): negative regulation of canonical Wnt signaling pathway
Source: RefSeq, a predicted model, not a curated record
GUGCUGGGAGCUCAGAUUUCGCCUUUGAAAAAGCAGCGUCGGAUACUUUAGAUGAGCACCUCGCAGAUAGCUGGGUUGCUUGAUUUGAAUUUGAGGAGUUGAAAAGCCUGUUUACUUUCUUGCUUUGAUGUUGGGUAGAUCUGGUUUUGAUUAGAUCAAUACCCCUUUCUCUCCCCCUACCUCCCCCCUUCCUUUUCUUUCCAGAAAGGAGGCUCAGAUGAGCCCCUGCUGACUUGAGAGAGAAAGAGAGACCACGCUGAUCGCUGACAGGAGCUGGGGGAAGAGAACAAUUCCCGAACUCCGUGCGCAGAGCUCCCUCGCCAUGAGCAGUGCUGUGCUGGUGACUCGCCUCCCAGACCCCAGCAGCAGCUUCCACGAGGAUGCCCCCCGGCCCCCCGUUCCGGGGGAAGAAGGGGAGACCCCACCGUGCCAGCCCGGGGUGGGAAAGGGCCAGGUCACCAAACCCAUGCCUGUCUCCUCCAACGCCAGGCGGAACGAGGGUGGGCUGGGAGAGCCUGAGGGGCGGGCAUCCCCGGACUCCCCUCUGACCAGGUGGACCAAGUCUUUGCACUAUUUGUUGGGCGAUCAAGACGGUGCUUAUCUCUUCCGCACUUUCCUGGAGAGGGACAAAUGCGUGGAUACCUUGGACUUCUGGUUUGCCUGCAAUGGGUUCAGGCAGAUGAACCUGAAGGAUGCCAAAACUUUACGAGUAGCCAAAGCGAUCUACAAACGGUACAUCGAGAACAACAGCAUCGUCUCCAAGCAGCUGAAGCCUGCCACCAAGACCUACAUUAGAGAUGGCAUCAGGAAGCAGCAGAUUGACUCCAUCAUGUUCGACCAGGCCCAGACUGAGAUCCAGUCGGUGAUGGAGGAAAAUGCCUACCAGAUGUUUUUGACUUCUGAUAUAUACCUCGAAUAUGUGAGGAGUGGGGGAGAAAACACAGCUUACAUGAGUAACGGGGGCCUGGGGAGUCUAAAGGUCGUGUGUGGCUACCUCCCCACCUUGAACGAGGAAGAGGAGUGGGCUUGUGCCGACUUCAAGUGCAAACUGUCACCCACCGUGGUGGGCUUGUCCAGCAAAACCCUGAGGGCUACAGCCAACGCGAGGUCCGCGGAGACCGUUGAAAAUGGAUACAGGUCCUUCAAGAGGAGCGACCCUGUUAAUCCAUACCACGUAGGUUCUGGCUAUGUCUUCGCGCCAGCCACCAGCGCCAAUGAUAGCGAGAUAUCCAGCGAUGCACUGACUGAUGAUUCCAUGUCCAUGACGGACAGUAGUGUAGAUGGAAUCCCUCCUUAUCGUGUGGGGAGUAAGAAACAGCUCCAGAGAGAAAUGCAUCGCAGUGUGAAGGCCAAUGGCCAAGUGUCUCUACCUCAUUUCCCGGUGAGUACAGUCUAGUGGGGAAGGCAGAUGUUUUCAGCCAUGUUGAGUCUUGAAGAAAAGGGAUGGGAGGUGGAAGGAGGGAGGUCUAGGGUAAGAGGAGGAGCAGGGUCUGGG